Cyprinodon variegatus (sheepshead minnow) is the source of this 1442-nucleotide messenger RNA. RefSeq names its product dual specificity protein phosphatase 7-like. Gene Ontology annotation, molecular function: protein tyrosine/threonine phosphatase activity; MAP kinase tyrosine/serine/threonine phosphatase activity. Gene Ontology annotation, cellular component: cytoplasm; cytosol. Lineage: Eukaryota; Metazoa; Chordata; Actinopteri; Cyprinodontiformes; Cyprinodontidae. The coding region runs from base 336 to 1436 and encodes 366 amino acids. The transcript has 3 exons. Gene Ontology annotation, biological process: negative regulation of MAPK cascade; protein dephosphorylation. The record is from RefSeq and is a predicted model, not a curated record.
AGAAGAAAAAAACUCAUGCAUCGGAAUGAUUAAAACGACAAUGUGCUCCAUGAACCCUGGUGCGUUUUAGAGCAGCUGAAGUUGAUCGGGACUUUACUGGCAGUGAAACAGGGACAUUAAAGUGGAAGGAGAAGUGUUUAGAAACUAUUCAGCUCACUCUAACUGAUGGAAGGAGAGAGGAGGAAAAAGAGGAAAUCUUUUCGCUUAACCAGAAUAAGCGCUAUGGACUGGCGAGGCAACAUUUAACGCUACUUGUUUUGUUGUUGUUUUUUGGGUGAGAUGACGGAAUAAUAAACAAACUACUGGCGUGUUUGUAGCAUGAUAGUGAGCGCGACAUGUCUAACGCGAGGCCGAGUAAAAGCGUGGAAUGGCUGCAGCUGGAGUUGGAGAGCGGAGCCUCCUCUCUGCUCCUGCUGGACUGCCGCUCUCACGAGCUCUAUGAAUCCUCCCACAUAGAGAGCGCCAUAAACCUGGCCAUGACCGGCCUCAUGCUGCGGAGGUUCAGGAAGGGCAACAUCCCGAUCCAGACCGUCAUCCCCAAACACGAGGACAAGGAGAAGUUCUUGAGGCGGUGCAAGACGGACACGGUGCUCCUGUAUGAUGAGAGCUGCGCGGACUGGCAGGACGGAGGCUCCCCGGCCACCACGCUCUCCCUGCUGCUCAACAAACUGCGAGAAGACGGCUGUAAAGCCUAUUUUCUAGAAGGUGGUUUUGUGAAGUUCCACACAGAGUACCCAGAGCACUGCGAGACUCUUCUGGACAGCUCCUGUCCUAGCUCCUCCCCCACUAUACCUGUCUUGGGCUUUGGGGGUCUGAGGAUUAGCUCGGACUGUUCAGACGGUGAAUCUGAUCGAGAGCCCAGCAGUGCAACAGAAUCAGAGGAGAGCCCCGUUCCCAGCAAUCAGCCAGAUUUUCCCGUCCAAAUCCUUCCUUACCUCUACCUGGGCUGCGCCAAAGACUCCAGUAACCUAGACGUGCUGGGCCAGUACAACAUCACGUACAUCCUGAACGUCACACCCAAUCUGCCCAAUGUGUUUGAGCACAAGAGCCACUUCAGAUACAAGAAGAUCCCGAUUUCAGACCAUUGGAGUCAGAACCUGUCCCAGUUCUUUCCAGAAGCCAUAUCAUUUAUUGAUGAGGCACGAUCAAAGCGAUGUGGGAUCCUGGUCCAUUGCCUGGCAGGCAUCAGCCGCUCAGUCACAGUCACUGUGGCCUACCUUAUGCAGAGGCUGAACCUCUCUCUAAACGACGCGUACGACUUUGUAAAGAGGAAGAAGUCCAACAUCUCACCAAAUUUCAACUUCAUGGGUCAGCUCUUAGACUUUGAGAGGACACUGGGGCGACACACGCCCUGCGAUAACCGCUCUACCAGCGAGGAGCAGCUUUUCUUCACCACGCCAACCAAUCACAAUGUCUUUCAGCUGGAGACGACAUGAGGAGUU